Messenger RNA from Trametes versicolor FP-101664 SS1, 733 nucleotides. RefSeq lists its product as uncharacterized. Bases 102 to 584 code for a protein of 160 amino acids. The transcript is spliced from 2 exons. Lineage: Eukaryota; Fungi; Basidiomycota; Agaricomycetes; Polyporales; Polyporaceae. The record is from RefSeq and is a predicted model, not a curated record.
GCCUCGCCGCACCCGUCGACACCGCUGUCCAGGCGCGCGACGACCAGCCCAUCAUCUGGGCUCCGGCCUUGGGCCACCCGACCGUGCCGAUCACGCCCGCCAUGGGCCACCCCGACGUUGCCAUCAACGCCCCCGCCCUGGGCCACCCCGUCGAGCCCGUCGCGUGGACCCCCGCCCUCGGCGGCGACCUCCACCUCAAGCGCGACGAGCCCACCGCGACGAUGUGGACCCCCGCCAUGGGCCACCCCUCCGAGCCCGUCAUGUGGACGCCGGCGAUGGGCCAUCCCGACGAAGGCUUCUCCUGGACGCCGGCGAUGGGUCACCCCUCCGAGCCUGUCAUGUGGACGCCUGCGAUGGGCGGCGACCUGCACCUCAAGCGUGACGAGCUCGACGAGCCGAGCACGGACGGGACGCAGACCGUGGCGAACCCGUGGGCGACUCGCACCGCUGCCAACGCGAUUCCGACUUGGCUCACUCGUGGACCGUCGGAGGCCAUACCGCCGUGGGCGACUCGUACGGCGGCCAACGCCAUCCCGACGUGGCUCACCCGCGGUCCCCCGGGGGCUGCCCCAAGCUCGAACUAGACGAGCACUCAGUGUUACGAUGUGAGGUGACUUUAUAUCUGCUUGAUUACCCGCACGGCGGCGGGAUAAUCCGGUCACCCUUGGGCUAUGGAUGUGACGGACUACUUAUUAGCAUCAUCGUAGCACUCGAUAAUACAUGUGGCGGCCUG